CUUCUUUUUAAUAGCCUGUAAGAAAAAGCUUAUAAUUAAUUUUAAGAAGAUGUACGCCACAAAUCAACAAACGCCAAUGUACAGUAGUAAUAUGAAUCCAUACCAUUGGAAUCAUCCAUUACGAGUUUCCAGCCAUGACCGUAUUGCUGUGUCCAAUCAUCCCAAUGAUUCACAUUGGUAUUCAGAUUCCGUACUUUGCCAUACUGGUCCCACUGUCUCCAGUCACCACCAACUCGCACCACCACCACCACCACAUCAUCCGCAACUAAAGAAUGAAACCACUGGUGGCGGCAAGUCGACUUACUCCAUGAUGGUUGGCAAUACAGGACCUCGUGCAGUGAUUCCUUCUAAACGAGCAGCACAAAACCGAGCCGCUCAACGCGCUUUUCGACAACGUAAAGAGCGUUAUGUCAAGGACCUCGAGAAGAAGGUCAAGAUGAUGGAUGAAUGGAAAAUGGAGUUGGAUCAAUUACGCAGACAAAAUCAAGAGUUACGAGAGAAUAACAUGCGAUUGGAAAAACAAAUUCAUCAACAAAAAAAUCAUGGUAAUCCUAUUUCACCUGUCCUCUCACCUUGUGUUAAACCCGAAAUUAUUCCUGCACCCGUGGUGGUAGUCAUGGAUAAAAGAAAGUCGCCUUCUAUCAUGACCCACUAUGACACAUCAGCAUCAGCAGAAGCAUCAGUAGCAGCAGCAGCAGCUGUAGCAACAGGAGGAGAUUAUUAUUCCAAUACAUCCAUCUACCAUUCACCCACUACUUCUUAUUCCUCCUCUUCUUCCUCCUCUGUGGUGGGCACCUUGGAAGAUGCUCGAUUACAUUAUCAACACUUGUCUUGGAAUUCUACCUCUGGCUCUAAUUCUGACUUUGAGCAACAACAUCAUCAUUAUGAUUUUAUGUCAACACAGCAACAAAAUGAAGGCCAAGCAUUGGAUGACUUAUGUACUGCUUUACAACAAAGUAGACAAAGAACAGAUACAGUCACAUUUAUGCAACAACAACAACAACAAAACUAUAUCAUGUUGAGUUCACCAUUAACUUCUCGAAAUGAUAAUCAUACCAUGCUCAUGUCACGCACUUAUUAAAUUUGCAUCACACAUUAAACCCUUUUUUUUUUUUAUUAUUAUUAGUACACACACAAAGUAAGAAAAAAAAGAAACUUAUGUAACACUCCACACUUUUAUGUAAUUAUAAUCCUUCUUUUAUUGACGACCC
Messenger RNA from Mucor mucedo, 1211 nucleotides. RefSeq lists its product as uncharacterized. The transcript is spliced from 3 exons. NCBI's taxonomy places the organism in Eukaryota, Fungi, Mucoromycota, Mucoromycetes, Mucorales, Mucoraceae. The record is from RefSeq and is a predicted model, not a curated record. Gene Ontology annotation, molecular function: transcription cis-regulatory region binding; DNA-binding transcription activator activity, RNA polymerase II-specific. The coding region runs from base 50 to 1081 and encodes 343 amino acids. Gene Ontology annotation, cellular component: RNA polymerase II transcription regulator complex.